AAGAUAGUUGGUGGUUUACAAGCUCAAGAGUGUCAAUAUCCGUGGCAGGUUCAUGUAAAGGCCGGAGGUUUUAACUGUGGUGGAACUUUAAUAGAUUAUCAGCAUGUAAUAACAGCAGCUCAUUGUUUACAUAAGAAUAUUCUACAGUUCUGCGGUAAUGCAGUCAUUCUGUCUAUAUUCUCAAUUUCCUUAUUGACAUUACAUUACGCAAGUAACAAAAUUCCACGGUCAUUUGUAAUGCAGCCAUUCUGUCUAUCUUUCCCAUUUUCAUGUCGCGAUAUUGCUGUAUUAACACUUCAGACGAAACUACCUGAGACAAAUAAUUGUAUCAAGCCAGCAUGUAUGCCAUCUUUAACACUGAAUGUUGCAGUUGGGACACCAUGUCUUGUGACUGGUUGGGGGGCAUUGGAAGAGUCUGGUAGUUUCCCUGAUGUUCUGCAAGAAUCUGUAGUACCAAUAAUGGACAGCAGUGUGUGUCGUGAUGCUUACGGAACAACAAUGAUGGAUGAUAAGAAAUUAUGUGCUGGAUAUUCAACUGGUGGUGUGGAUGCUUGUCAGGGUGAUUCUGGAGGUCCAUUGAUGUGUGCUGAUGGUGCGUCAUGGGUUCUGGCUGGUGUUGUAUCGUUCGGUUUAGGCUGUGCACGUCCUGGUUUUCCCGGUGUUUAUUCGCAUGUAUCCAAUUUACAGAAUUGGGUAGAAACUAUAAUCAAUUAA
This is a messenger RNA of Lottia gigantea (owl limpet), 714 nucleotides long. RefSeq lists its product as hypothetical. Lineage: Eukaryota; Metazoa; Mollusca; Gastropoda; Lottiidae. The annotation marks the transcript as partial. Gene Ontology annotation, molecular function: serine-type endopeptidase activity. The record is from RefSeq and is a predicted model, not a curated record. The transcript is spliced from 5 exons. Gene Ontology annotation, biological process: proteolysis.